AUGGCAUUCUCGGAGCUGCCUGGCACGCUGGAGACCGCAGGUCUAGAGCGAAGCUCCUCUUCUCAGUUGCUACGUUCCGACUCCGGCCAGCCCCGUCUGUGCGUCUUCAUCCCACCGUCGUCUGGAGACCCGAAAGCUCUUGAGCGGGCUCCAGCGUUUGAUACGUUUGCAACAGCGUCUGCUUGCAGUUCUAGCUCGUCCGAAUCUGAUUUCUCGACCCCGUGCGAGGGCGUUCUCUGGGCCGGGGAUUCCUGCCCUUCCCGCCCGGCAGAGUGGAGCAAUGAAGAAUACGCCGCCUCUCUGGAGCGCCUGCGGCACCUCCUGCAGCUUGGCUGUUCUGCAGGUUCGUCGAGUUAUUCAGGGGAGCCUGACAGGUCUGCAUAUCUUGUCAGAUACGGUAGAGAACGCCGGGACGAUACCCCCGGGUACAUAGGAACGCCCCCAAGUAGGAACUGGAAGAGUCGCGGCGACGGACGGAGACAGGACAGCCCCGGGGGACGCCCAGGACUGGACGACAGUCGCAGAGUACUCAACAUACUUACCCAAGACGGAUUUCGGCUUCUCUACGGCCUAACAAAGUGUUUCGCCGUCCCGGCCGAGAGCGGAGAGAACGAGGCGUCGAACGAAGGCUUUCCAGCCGACGGCGACAGCGCUCCUCUGCGCCGUUCCCCAGAUCUUCAGGCAGCUUUUCUUCAGCUGGUUUCUCAGAUCCUCGUGCGAAUCGCCGCGCUCGUGGAGUCCCUGCCUAGUCCCGCGAGACCCGAUGGCCACGGGCCGACUCUCCGAUUCCUCUGCAUGCGCUCGCAGGGAGGCCUGUCUGCCCGAGAGAGGAGACGAAGAGGCCUGGCGCAGGGCGAGGACGGCGAAGAAGAAUUUGCAGGCGAGGGCAUCUCUUUCGUCGAUGGGGGAGACAAGGGUGAACGAGCAAGCAUCGGCCAAGACGGACUGGAGGGCGGCGCCACCAACGGCCAGAAUGAACUGCAGGUGCCCGGUUUCUCGCCUCUCAUGGGGCGCGAGUUCGCCUCAGUCGACACUGUCCUCGAGGCUGCCCGCGUCCUCCGCUCCCUCCUUCUCUGUGGGGCCUUCUUCGUUGACUGGCUUGUAGACGAGACUCUGAGGCACGUGGAAGAAGCAAAGGGCGGAGAGGAAAGAGACAUCGACCUGACUUCCCGAGGCAGAGGACGACGCUUUGCUGCGAGUGGCCGAUCUCGGCAGAAAGGCGACGGAUUGAGCAGCGUCCGCAGCACCCGAGGCGGCCCUGCGGGUCGUGGAGGGAAACGCAGGAAAAACGAGCAGAUGGAAGUGGACCUCGAGGACUCUUCUUCCCCGGGGGUGCCGGCGGUGUUUGAUGAUGACGAAGACGUCGAAUGUCGGACAGAGAAGAGAGACAAACGGCAGGACAGCGGGAAGAGCGCGCCGUCCAGCCCCGUUUCGCAGCUCGUGGGCCUUCUGAGUGCACUGAGUGAGGUCGCCCUCUCCUCCGCGGCUUGGCUGGCAUUUGAUUCGGACUUUGGCGGCGAGAAAAAAGACGAAGAGCGCCAGCGGUUCUACCUGCUUCGUGCCCUGGUACGGCCUCUGCAUGUGCUGUACGACGAAGAGAAGAUGAAGAGUCAGGCUCACCUCCAGGCACUCUUCUUGUCAGAUGACAAUUUAGGAGAGAGGCUGAAGUCAGUGAUUCGGAACGCGCUCGUGGCUCUGCUGGACACGAUCGAGACGCGACGAGAAAUUGUGCUCUCGGCGCGACGCGAGAUGAAGAGAAAGCAACGAGAAGAGGACGAGAGAAAGCGACAAACGGAGAAGAAACGAGAGAGAGAGGACAUCAUGCGCGAGGUGAAGCACGGCGUGGGCGGGAUGGACGAAGAAGCCGAGGAAGAGGGCGAGGCGCCGGAGGCGAAUGACGACGGGGAUGAGUCAAAGGAGAGUGAAGGACAGAGGAGGAAGGAAACACCAGAGGGGGUAGACAAGGAAGACGACAGAGAUGACGACGAAGAGGAGGAUGACGAAGGACAGCUGUCGUGGAGAACGCAGCUCCACAGCAUUCUUUUGCAGCCCGAGUGUAAAGCUCUCGUCGAAGUCCUCACGAGUCCAAAGCUGCGGCGACGUCGACUGCCGGCUCUCGUGCUCCGUGAGUUGACGCAGCAGCUGAAGGAGCAGCUGCUGCUGUGUGGGGGUGGGGUGGACAAGGCGACGGCUGCGCAGAAGAAGAGUUUCGCAUGCGCUGCGAUGAGUUUGGAGUAUUUUGCUACGCUGCUGCCUCGAGUCUGGUUGAGCGAGAAGGAAUCGCUUCUGCAGCUCUUUGCUGCAGACGCGUACCACAUCCGCAAGGCUCUCUUGGAGUGUCUGAAGGCGCUGCUUCUCCGGGCACACCGAAUCGUGGACCUCGAAGAAGACGAAGAGACCGAAGAAGGCGAAGACGAGCGCACCACGACGGGCGACGACACAAAGAGCCGGAGCAGUCGAGGCGAGAGCGCGCGACAAGGCGGCCAAACCACCGGCGACGACGCUCAAGCCACGUUCUGGGGCGAGGACAAUCUCUCGCCUCGCUCUUCCUCUCCCUCACACAGAGACGCGCUACUGGCCUCCAGCGCCCGCAUGCAGCGGACUCGUGCCUUCUGGAAUAAGCAGCGCGCAUCGCUCAUUCACCAGCUGCUCUUGCGGCUGGAUGACCGCACCCCGCUCGCGCGUACCUGGGCUCUGAAGGUUCUCACGGACUUGAUUGGAGACCAGGAGGCCCUCCCCACACUCUGCGUCGUGCGCAGCGUCCAGAAGUCCGUCGACCGCCUUCUCGACAAAAGCACACUCGUGCGAUCCGCCGCCGUCGGUGUCUUCUCUUCGCUCAUCCACUUGGCGGUGAAGCAGCAGCGAGCGGGAGGCAAAGAAGCGGCUGGCCAGCCAUUCCUGUGGCUUCUUGUCCAUGGAGAGGAAGAGUGGAGUCUCGCCAAACAGCGCGUGCAGCAGAGACAAGCCGAGAGACGACGGCGACAGCUGGAGGCAAAACUGGAGGAGACGAAGAAGCAGAGAGAAGGGGACACUCUGGACGGGGAAGAGAACAAAGAAGCAGAAGGAACGCAGCCUUUAGAGGACAACGCCGAGGAGACGGGGUCAGGCACGAACGUCACCGAAGAAUGUCAGGAAAAAGAGGAGACUCAGGAGGACGAAAAAACUCGGGAAGAGGAACCGAGCCCAGAAGGGGAGAUUGUCGAUUACGAGGAGCUUGCGGUCCAAGCAGAAGAGGCGUUGAGCAAAGCUAUCGACAUCUGCCAGGAUCUGCUGUUUUCCCGAAGUGAAGGCGACCAAAAGGCGGCACUCCGGUUCCUCAUCGACUGUUGUCUGUUGCUUCAACUGCGGCGCCGGCGGCUGCUUCCGGCGCUGCAGCAGGCCUUGCGUCUAGCGUUUUCGCGAAGUGCAGCUGUGGCCGAUCUGCUUCUUCUCGAGUUCUAUCGUCUCUUUCUGGACGCAAAGGAGUUGGAGGAGCAGCAGGUGACUCUGCGAGACCACUGGAUAGUGCGGUGCGAGCUGCAGCGGCACGAGGCGACGGCGAGGUGUGAAACCGCAUGCGCGAGGUUGGAGCCCGAGGGCGGAGCAGACGCGAAAAGAGAAUGGGGGCAGAGGACUUCAAGAGACGCGGCGGCGCAUGCGGUCGUCGCCAAGAGGAGCGGCCUGGUUGCAGGCUCGGCCGCAACGCUGCGCCCGCUGGAGAGACUACUCCUCCACACGGACAUCAACAGGACAGUUAGUGGAGCUUUUCGCUUUGGAGCCGGCAGACUGCUUGAGCUCGUUGAGGAGGGGGACAUGGCCUCGCUCGCAUGCAUUGAGAAACUCUUCGUCCUCGCUCUCUCCAAGGAAGGUGGAAACGAACACCGCGUGGCCCUCAAAAAAGCCGCGGACGCUCUGUUUGCUCUCGCGAUGCAACCCAAUUUCCUUCUCGGGCGCGACGCCACGCCUCGGUGCGCGCUGGGGCUGCUGCGCCUGCUGUUCCAAGCGAGCCAGCAGACGAAGCAUUUGCCUGCCUCGUCGGGGGAGUUGCCUUCCCUGACAGCUCUGCCCUCCGAGAUGCCUCACUCAUCUCUUCUCCGAAGAAAAGAUGAACGCACCAGCUCCGCGGGCGCAGGUUCCGUUCUUCACCGGUUGUCCAACGGCCAGCUCCUGGCGCUGCAGGGCGCCAUUGUGCAGCAGCUGAAGAAGAAGCCUGAGAAUGCGGCUCGCGAGACGCGACUGCGCGCCACUGGCUCCUCUCUCGAGAACGAUGACGAAGGUCUCCGUUUCCUCAUCGUUGCCGAGCUCUGCAGAAUCCUGGCCGCCUCGCUCCCCGACCGGCGAACAACCAAGGCUGCAGGCGUCGCCCUCGAGGCCAUCAUGGCACACUACGGCACGACAGAUCCCAACUGGUUCUCAGCGGCUCAGGCCGUCAUCGAUGUCACAUUUGCACACUGCGGCCGCCCAGAGCACCUGUGGUCGCAGCUCCUGGCGCAUUUGCUGAGUCACCUGCUUCGGCAGCCGUCUGAAAACUCGGCCUGUGCUGGCGCUCCGGCGUCUCUCCGCGCUGUCCCUGCGUCUCCGUCUCCGUUUCCCUCUUCCCAGCGAAGCCUCGCUGUACCUGUCUCCGCGCCGGUGUCGUCUCCGCCGCCGCCGUGCCGCCUGCCUCCGGGCCUUUUUAUGGCGCCGCCUUCGCUGUAUCAACUGGCGCAUCUAGUCUUCCUGGCGGGCCAUGUCGCACUCCGCAUUUGCAUUUUGCUGGAGAAGCAGCAGUCGGAGGUGAAACACGAGCGGUCCGAGAUGCAGCGGCGGGCAGUUAACAGAAGACAGGGCGGCGGGGACGAGGCGGAGGCGGAAGCCGAGGGCAGGGAGAGGAGGCGCAAAGAGGGCGGCUUGUCGGAGGAAGAGAGCGAGAAGAGUCGGGAGGAGAAGGCCCGCUGGCACUCUUCUGGCGCUGGGGCAGCCGCCGCGGGUGACGCGAGCGAGAUCCAGACCGUCGAAGGCAACAUGGGGAUGCAGACGCGAGAAGAAGAAGAGGCGGAGCUCUUCACCCACAUCAUCGAGAACCAGAUCGUCGGCGCAGGCCUUCUUGGAAGACCGUUGAAGCGGCUGAUUCUCGUGGCCGCGCUGGAGCCGCAGCGUCUCGUGCGCCGGCAGGCGCCCUCGCAGGGGCCUUCUCCGCAGGACGAGAAGGCGCCAGGGCGAUACCCGAUGGGACUGGAUGCGCGCGGGAGCGCCGCAGAAGACGGCCAAGAAAACAUGCAUGCGAACGCGGCGUGGACGCCGCUCAAGCGCGACGCGAGACUACAGGCCUCGCAGCCUUUCCCGAAUACGCUGAGUCUCCUUGCUGGGGCAGGAAGAGAAGACGAGACGCACGGAAGCAGUCAGCGCGACCUCGACGCUUUAUCCUCAAUCUCCGCCCUCCUGGAUACUCCUGGCCUCGCCACUUUGCAUGCAGCCGCCGUCAUUGCUCUCUGCAAAUUUGCCACGAUCUCUCGAACGUUCUGCGAAUCGCGCAUCUGCAAAACCACCUCCAUUCUGCACGCGCUCAUCUCUCUCCUCUUUAGUCAACCGAAAAACAAGGACUCGGCCUCGGUCUCGUUUUCUUCUCUCUCUGGGGCUUCGGCGCCAGCAAAGGCCUCGAGCACAGAGAAACCUCAGGGCGGGGAGAGGGGGGAGUUUUUUGGAGAUCGGCCGCAGACGCUUUCGAUUCGAAACGGACAGGAGUGUUCCUGCAAGGAAGCGGAUUCUGGCGGAGACAGGCUCCGACUCGAGGGAUCCGGAAGGAAACGAAUCGAAGGAAGAGAUAGGUCGAAGGAGAGCGGCCGACUCCCCUCUGCGCUUCGGCAGACGCUUCUCGUCUGUUAUGGCGAUCUUACUUGCCGGCACCCGAAUGUCUUGGAGCUGUACAAUGACGUUGUCUUCAACAUCUUGCAGGACGAGGACGUCUUGGUGAGGCACGCAGGAGUGCAGGUUUUCACGCAUUUGGUGAUGAACGGAAUGGUGAAGCCGAAGGGACGGCUGCUUGUCUUGAUGCUGCAGCUGAUGCGAGACAGAGACGCUCGGAUUCGCGCGGCCGCCGAAAUCUUCUUCUGCGAAGUCGACCGCAAGGGCAGCCAUGCCAUCGUCAACAGCCUGCCGGAGCUCUUGGGCGCGAUUGCUGAAGGAGACAAGCGGGCCUACGGGACCGAAGACGAUGCCGGCGAGGAGCCCAGAGAAGAGACAGGAGACGGAGAGAACACAGGCGAAGAGAACGGAGACGGAGAGACACAAGGCGCCGAUGGCGAGGAUGGGGAGGCGCGGGAGAAGAAGAUGCGAGAAGGCAGAGCCGAUGAAGAGACCGAGGAAGAUCAGUUCACCGUUGAAGGGACAGACACGCAGAAAGGACGCGCCAAGACCGCAGACGCGCGCGGCGCCGCUGAGAAGAGAGAGCGAAAAGAGCAGCAGAGACUCGUAACGUUUCUUCUGCAGUUCGUCAAGCAACACAGGCACAGCGAGGCGUUGAUUGAGAAGCUUUGCCAGCGAAUCGCGGCGCUUCCGAUCCCGAGACAUGUGAUCGAUUCUGCUUCGCCGUCGGCCCGGAAGCGCGCGUCUGCGUCGCCUCCCCUGUCGCCCUCGACGGUCUCGUCUGGCGAGGAUAACGGGCCAGCCGCAGCCGCCCGGCGCGUCUACUUCCAAGCGAUUUCUGCUGUUUGCUUGUCUUCACCAAACUUGGAGAAGGCGUUGAGGCGGCUAUCCUCGUCCUUCCCCCUCAUUCGAUUCGCAGUCGCGACGCGAGAAGAAGGCGGCGGGGACGAAAUUCUCCGCGACCUUCUGCGGCGCGUCUCCAUCAAAAUAUCCGGGCGUUGGGGCGCUACCGCCGGUCUGGGCCGCUCCACCCUCUCCAGAGAAAGCAAACUCAAAGGAGAAGACGGGGAGAGAGGCGGAACAGACAGAGCCGGAAAUGUCGGAGGCGCAGGUGGAACUCAGGACGUCGCUGUGAUUCGCGAAGUUGUGGAAGAGCUGCAGAAGAAACUCCAGGCGGCGACGGAGGAUACGACAGAGAAGGAACAGGAUGAAGGCGCGACCCUUGCAGAGCAGCUUGGGGAGAUAGGCGAAGGCGAAGAAGCCGAGAAGGAAGCGGCAGACGUCGAGGCAGGAUCUGCUGAAGGAGAGGCAUCCAAAGGUGACAUGUCCGAAGCCGGGGGAGGGAGCAGCCUUUUUGCCGAGACUGAAAAGGAAGAGAAGGAAGAGAAAGAAGAAGAGGGUGAGGGGGAGAUGGGCGCUGAGGAGGCACCGGUUCGCGGGAAGAAGCGGAAAGGCGAGGACAUGCAGAGGGAAUGCGACAUGAACCGCCGAGAGAAGAAGAGAAAAGAAAGGAAGGUGAAAGCGGAAGAGGACUCGUUGCAGGAUUCGAAGCGAGGUGGAUGUCGUCGAAAGCGAUGA
Molecule: messenger RNA, 7401 nt
Organism: Toxoplasma gondii ME49
Lineage: Eukaryota; Apicomplexa; Conoidasida; Eucoccidiorida; Sarcocystidae
Exons: 13
Coding region: 1-7401 (2466 amino acids)
Biological process (GO): meiotic chromosome condensation; mitotic chromosome condensation
Cellular component (GO): condensed chromosome, centromeric region
Molecular function (GO): histone binding
Source: RefSeq, a predicted model, not a curated record